This is a messenger RNA of Zasmidium cellare ATCC 36951, 1299 nucleotides long. RefSeq lists its product as uncharacterized. The record is from RefSeq and is a predicted model, not a curated record. The coding region runs from base 1 to 1299 and encodes 432 amino acids. Lineage: Eukaryota; Fungi; Ascomycota; Dothideomycetes; Mycosphaerellales; Mycosphaerellaceae. The transcript is spliced from 2 exons.
AUGGCUCAACGAACGGGUCCCCCCCGCCGGGACGCGAUGCAAAGACUUCUACACCGUUUCUACGAACCUUUGCAACUUCUAUGGAUGUUGAAUCCCGCAAGAGGCCAAUGCUGUCCUGCACCCGCUGCCGGCGAGCAGUCGUCGGACUUCCUUGGGCGCUGGCGAAGAUUUUUAGAUGCUUUGUCUUGGCUGUGCGAUUUCGAGCAUGGUGGCAAGACGGUCAGCUCGGUUGCUGUCCAGGCGCUGCCCUCAGGUAAUCGGUUCUGGCUAUGUUGUGGGCAUGAGGCGGCUCUCCAGCACUUGACUUGGAUGCUCAGCUUGCUUGAGGACGAAGAGCUGUCAUUGCCAUCCCAACAAGUGCGUGCUAUCAGUACUGUCGCAGUGACAACCAUAUCCCACAGCGGUGAUAAAGUGAAGCGCUACGCCCGCGAGCUCUCGCGUUACAUCGCCAAAGUGGCCGUGCCGUCGGACGUGGAGCUUUCUACAGAAACUCGCGAAAUGCUGCGUGCCCUCGAUCAGUUGGCUUCACUGUCAGAUGCCGAAGAACUCUGUCUCGAGGCGGUCGCUUUCGCUCAUUUCGACUCUCUGAACGGGGUCGCCGAAGCUUCGAUCCGCUUGGAUGGCCCUUCAGAUUGGUCGCUCGUGAAACACUUCGUCGUCCGAUUGCGAAGCUGGCAUCAGAAGGCCGCCAUCGCCGUCCGAUUCGCUGGCAGUUUUCGCAGCCUACUACAAGACCAUACAAUUUCAUGGUUGCCACUUCCUCCAUCCAGAGACAUGCCGCCGAGCGAUGCGAAGACAAAUUUGAUGAGCGCCCUCAAGCGCAUGCUGAAAGCCGAUGAAAAGGAGCGUGUCUCGGACUUGUGCCAAGCAAUGGAAGACCUGCGAUCCUUUAACUUUGAUCAAGUCUUCCAGGAAAGCUACAGCAGCGGUAGACUGUCUCUUGCCGUGCACUCGGAAGUGUUUCUGCUCGAACACUUCCACGAAGAAGGACUCUUUUUUGUGCAGAACGACCGUUACAUUGGAUGCAGUAAGCCAUCAUGCUAUUGCUGCAGUCUGUAUAUGCGAUACCACCCUGGCAAUUUUGUGCUGCGACCUUCACAUGGAACCGCGUGGGUAACCUGGAGCCCGCCACUUUUAAGCAAUUGCGAUGCGCAGGAAAUCCGACAACGCAACCUGUUUGUCAUGAAUCGGGUGAUCGAACACUUGCGUCGUGACGUGGUGAAUGAAAUCGAGCAUCGUUUUGCACGGCGCCGGAGACAGCCUGAUUCUACCUCUGGCGGUUACACAGCACCAAGUUGA